AUGGCGUGGGCCUCGCUCGUCCCCGUAUUCAUCGCAUUUGGCUGUCUCCCCACCCACGUGGUCUUCCGCCGCGAUUUGCGGACCAUGUUCUUGUUGCUCGGCCUCCUAUUGGACGACACGUUCAACCACGUCAUCAAGCACUCGCUGGAGAUGCCACGUCCGCCGCACACGUGCGCGGCGCUCGAGGUGUGCGAUUCGCACGGCAUGCCGUCCGCGCAUUCGCAGUUCAUGGCGUUCUUCGCGACGUUCGCGACGUGGCUCGCGUGUUACAAGCUGGAUUACGAAGACGAGAGGUGGCGAUGGGUCACCGCCGUCCUCCCCUGGCCCUUCACGUUUCUCACAAUGGCAUCGCGGGUGUACCUCGGUUACCAUACGAUACCGCAGGUCCUGGCAGGCUUCACUCUCGGCAUUUUCUCGGGCUCCUUCUGGUUCUACGUGGUGCACCGGGUGUUUGUGCCCUUCUUCCCCGCCAUCUCCGACAGCGCGUGGGGGCGGUACCUGUGCAUCAAGGACGACUGCCACAUCCGCAACGGGGCGCGUGGGGGCGCAUGGGGGCGCGUGGGGGCGCUUGGGGGCGCGUGGAGGCGGUACCUGUGCAUCAAGGACGACUGCCACUUUUGCAACGUGGCCGUCGUUGAGUACCUCAACUCGCAGCGAGCCAGGCAGGAGCAGCGAGCGACAGAGGUGCAACAGGAAGCGCAGAAGUCAGAGCAGGAGAAAUUGCUGGAGAAAGUGCAGCGGGAGAAGGAAGAUGCGGUGGAUGGGCAGCAGCAGGAGGGUAAGCAGCAGCAGGCAGCAGAGGAGAGCAUGCAUGAUGGUUCUGCCAAGAUGGAAUAG
Molecule: messenger RNA, 837 nt
Organism: Closterium sp. Yama58-4
Lineage: Eukaryota; Viridiplantae; Streptophyta; Zygnematophyceae; Desmidiales; Closteriaceae
Source: the annotation of a GenBank genome assembly